Toxoplasma gondii ME49 is the source of this 4536-nucleotide messenger RNA. Its product is annotated as MSP (Major sperm protein) domain-containing protein. NCBI's taxonomy places the organism in Eukaryota, Apicomplexa, Conoidasida, Eucoccidiorida, Sarcocystidae. The coding region runs from base 972 to 1691 and encodes 239 amino acids. Gene Ontology annotation, biological process: endoplasmic reticulum membrane organization. The record is from RefSeq and is a predicted model, not a curated record. The transcript has a single exon. Gene Ontology annotation, cellular component: endoplasmic reticulum membrane; plasma membrane.
CGACUGCGCUUCGAAUACGAUGCGGCCGAGGACACAGGCAGCGGUAGUUGUCUGCUCUGUUGUUGCGUUGCCAAGUCACGCCGGCGACUCCGAGGCGCUUACGUAUUCGAUUCUCAGGGUUGCGGGCGCCAAGAGAGCGAGAGAUUCGCACGCGUGCAGAGCGGCAAGAAGGGGGGGUUCCAACUCCCGUGCAAUGGGUUUGUCGUCUAGUCUCGUUUCCGAAAACAAUAAACUUCCAGCCUUUUCGGUGGUCCUUGGGAGGCGGAACUGGAAUUUCCAGUGCUCUUGGUUGUACGCGACAUAUCCUCAUACACGGAUUUGCGUACACAUUAUGGGUAGAUGAACCCUGCGUGGUGGUUCCUCUACAGUUUUUCUCGCUUUCAUCUCUGGGUGUGUUUGUAUGCCUCCCAUCUUCACUCCUUUUUUCGAGCCGAUCUUUUUGUUCAUUCUACAUAUCUGAGAUUAUGGGUUUUUGUCUCGUGUCACGCUCAAAAACGUCAUUUUUCUCCCGGGAACGUUGCCGGACAAGAGGGCGGGAGGAAGAGACCAGCCAGCGGGUGAAGCUGCCUAUCUCGCAAAACUCCACCUUUUCUGUUUGGCCUUUUCUUUUCUAAGGCAGCUUACCAUCUUGCAUGUUUGUCACCCUGUGCUCUACGGUCCUUCCCUCCUCACGCACGCAGUUGUUUGCCUCCCGUACUUUCGUUGUUUUUCGUCCACCCACCAGAGUUCCGACAGUUGUUCUUUGCCACUUUGAUCGAAUCCAAACCCGGCGCCGCUAAACAGUUGCUUUUGUCGGUCUCUCACAUCUUCUCCUUUUCUUCCGUGAGCGUCCUUGCUUCCGUGUCUUUUGAGACUCUGUGACGCACCUUCCUUUGUCUACCGCACUCUCAAGUGUCAUCGUGCGGCCCGUCGUCUCGAAGGUGUAUGUACAGCUGACGCUCUGGUGCAGUGCGCAUGAUUGAAACGCGAAAAUGGCGGGACCGUUGCUGCGGAUAACUCCCGAGAAGGUGAUCGAGUUUCCGGUGGUUCUCUUCAGCUCGUCUACUGUCGAGUUGCACUUGGAGAACACUGCUGAUACGUUCGUCGCAUUCAAAAUCAAGACCACAGCGCCAAAGAGCUACCUCGUGCGUCCAUCGACAGGAAUUAUUCCGCGAGGGGGCAAGGAAGUUGUCCAUAUUGUCCUGCAGCCGCUCUCGGAAGAGCCGACGCGUCCGUGCAGCGACCGCUUCCUUAUUCAGUCUACCGCUGUAUCCUCGGACGCUCCGUUGGCUCGUGACUACUGGCAAACCCUAGAUCGUGAGCGAAUUGAAGACACACGUCUGUCUGUCGUCUACCGCACGAGUGGCUCUUCAGGUGACCAUGUGGGCGGUGCCGGCAUGAGCGCAGCCGAAGGAAGCGGCUCGUCCAGCCGCGGAGGGUAUGGCGGCGCGAGUGGCAGCCAGGGCGGCAGCUAUUCCGCGGAUUUGAAGAGCCGCUACGACCAGCUGGUCGAAUACGCCUUGGCAUUGGAGCGACAUAAAGACGAACUCGUGAAGGAGAACGAGGCGCUUAAAGCCCAGCUCGGGCGCAAGGGCGCUACACAGAAAAGUGGCGGGAUGGGUGUGUUCGAGCUCUGGCAUAUCCCCGUGUACAUUUUCAUCGGUGUCGUCAUCUGGUAUUUUUUUGGCAGGUCGGCGGAAAUCACUAAGUAGAAGCGGCGACAUGGAGAAAAAUGGUGGAAGAGCUAGGAGAGAGGAGGAACGGACUCCGGCCGUCUGCUUUUGAAAUGCACGUAUCGAUCUACACUUGGGAAGUUGCGCACGUGCAGAGUAUUGCUGAGGAAAGGAUGACGUGAAGAGUCAAGUGAAAACCCAUACUCACGCUCGAAUGUGUACGCUGGAUCUCUGUCUUCGGUUGCUGUCACCAUUCGUAAAUGUACAUGUUUGCGUGUGUGCAUGCAUAUGGGUACGGAGAUAUAUGCAUGCCUAUUGGUCAGCGUGGCAGUGUCGACGGGGAGGCUCACCUCGAAAGCAUCGGAGCUGAAUCCGGGUGUCGUUUGAGUCCUACGCCUCGUUGGCCUCAAAGGGGUAGGGGACUGCAUAUUGAAAGAAGUCGUGCCAGUGACUGAUCCUUCCCCUGACAGUGGUACGGUUUGUCUUCUCGCACACAUGAGGACACAAUCAUUCCGAAUUUUGCUGGCAAGGGCGAAGAUUCCGGUCGCUUCUUCGUUGUCGGGAUCAGAGCAGAGAGAAUGGACAGGCUUCGUUGAAGAGUUCGUUUUUUCGUUCACCUCGUCACAUUUAUCUUGGUCCUUCCUCUUUCGGUGUCUCGACACGUGUGCGGACAACAUCUCGAACCUGUCCGUUUCUUCGCUCCUCUUUCCCGCCGGAAAAUGUGCAAAUUUCCACCGACGUGAAGUGUGGCGUCACGCCCAUUCUAUUGUGCAGUUCGUCGUUAACCGGUAGCUCGUUUUUCCAGUUUCAGAGCAGUUACAACAUUCAUAAUAGAACUAGAAGAGAAUCUGCAAAGACAUCGCUACAUUCACUCCGACUCAGUUCAGGAGUUACCUUCCGGUAGCCAAUGUUCCUUAGGAUCUCGACCUGCGACCUGCAGGUAAUUACAUAUAUAUAUAUAUAUAUAUAUAUAUACUCGAUAACGCUUCUGGAUCAUGCUUGGAUUAGCACUGAUAAUCGCAGUAGAUUUCCACAAUGACAAGAAACAGCUUCAUUGUGAGUUGCUUCCUCGCCUUUAUGCUCACGAAUGCAUAUGAAGUAACUGCUGCUGCGUCCGAUGUGGAGCCAAGGUUUAAACUGCCACCGGCAUCUCAUUCUUCUGUAGUCUUCGUGUUCCAGACUGGGGCGUGCUGUACACAUCUGUCGAUUAUUUUGGGGGGAAUACCAAUUCUCUAUGAACGGUCUCUCCUUACACAUUGUCGUUGUGGUUCCUGUAGUAAUUUUCGCCGUGUUGAAUAGUGCUAUUUGGAGCCGCUCUGUAGUUUCCCCUGGGUUUUGGCUUUCAAGAGCAAGUGAGGAAGUUCGAAUACUACGUGAAAAGUGAUUUUCCUUUCGAAGCAAAGCGUCAGAUGCUGACUUGCCUCGACCGCAUCUAGUCACCCCGAUUCCGAUGUAGCAAACUGCGCUAUAGGGAACGUCAUCCCGUGGCCUACGGCCGGCUAGAGAAAGCAGCGGUGCUGUAAGGGUACAAGCUCGGCAACCGAGCGAGCUAAGUUCCGCUCACAUAUAAAGAGUAGAGAUACGCGAAAAGAAACCUGUUCAAAUACGACCGAGCGAGCUAGUGCUGAGAGAGCGUCUUCCCUCACCACCAAAAGUCGUCUCCGCUGCUGUUGUUCGCAACUCUGGCGACGAGACACGCUUGCACUCCAGCGGAGGAUCACGUUUCACAAUUUCGUCUUUGCUUUUUUCGUCUGGGAUGCGAACUUGCUUUCACUUUUGUCUCCGUUUAUCUCGCCGGUUUGCUUCUAUUUCUUCUACAUGAUUUUUCUCUUGUCCGCGCGGUCGCAAGCGCCGUUCGAGGCCUACUUGGGAAACGGGUUUUCCCCGGAUCUCCGUUUAUGUUUUUGUUCUCGGGCCGUUCCAGUACCCGAUUCUUUAUCACCCUUUGCUCCGCAGUUUUACAGCCGAGACCGGAGAGACCGGAGAUCAGUGAAAUUUGUCCGUUGUCUGUAGUUUCCGACUUUCCACUUCGUGUUAUUGGCUUGUGAGCGCGUUUGCUUCGCGGGGGACUCCCUGUUCGGACUACAUAUACGCCGUUGGGGGUAACCGGAAACCCGGUUUCGCGUUUCGGUUGUUUUGUUCCGUUGUGGCUUCUCUAUUUCUUUCUCUCGCUUUUCUCUGUUUCCAGAGGCGGAAGGCUUUUUCGUCUGUCUCCGCACAGAAGACUUGGUCGGCUCCGCCGACUCGUGGUCUAUGUGCCGAGGCGAGAUUUUCACUGGGAGAAGAAACACGCUGUCUGUGGGUCUUGCCGGCUUUGGGGGACAUGUACAGCCCGUACAUUUUAUUCUAAACAUUUUCCUAUGGUUUCCUCUGCUUCGCGAGACCAUCGGCGGACUCUGAAUCUUCAUGAGUGGUCGCGUUUCCGCUUAAAAUGUGUCCACGGCCGGCCUGCCGCUUUUUCUUCUUGUGCGCUGACGGUCAGUGUCCAUGCGUUUUUAUCAAGGCAGAACUAAAGAUCGCUUCUCUCUUAUAUUGUGUGGCGUUCCGAGUGCUCCGUUGCUGACGUCUCCGUUUGUUGUUUUGGUUGUCCCCGGCACGUUGCUCGUCUCGGAGUGGAUCGGUUAGCAACUAGACUUGGGUGAAGGCUGCCCCGUAGUUUCCGGGGAGCACUUUCCUUUUUCCGUUCAUUCCGUUGUUUGAAAGUCCAGGGACCACUGGACUUCUUUUGGCAUUUAAUGGUCUGUAGUAAGUUGUGUACACGCUCUUCUUCCGACUUGACGGCGCUUUGUGUGGACAUUUCAAAACCGUAUGUGUAUGUAUAUUUAUUUGUUGGGUUCGAAUCGUUUUCCGCUUCUCUCGCUGUGGUGAGGGAGAAUUUUACGUU